CGGAAGUGGAAACCCAGUGCGCCGCGUUCCCUCAGACGCCGCUUCCGGCGGGACGGGACAAGGAGCUCCACCGCCCAUGACCGGUAGCUCCGCCGGGAUGUUCUCCUAAACCGGAAUAAUAAUUCCUUGUUGUUUUUUUUCCCUUUUGGAUUUUAAAUACCCGCCUCCCCUUGGUUUUGUGCUGUUGGUGAAGGAGCCUGACGAUGGAUUAAGGAAGGCCGGGGAGCCGCGGACGGCGUUUUUCGCCCCGGUAUUUUUUUGUUUUCGUUUUUUUUUUAAGCGACCCAUUGAGUGAUUUGCUUUGUUUUUAUCGAUGAUGUGUUUUUGAUUUCAUUCAUAUUUUUCUCUAUUAUUGAAAAUAUCCAGGCCCCACGUUUCUAGUCUCCGUUACCGCACUGUCACCGUUAGCUUCUUUUAUAAACUAGAGCUGCUGCUGCAGAGACAAUGGCUUCUUCUUCAGGGAACGAUGACGAUCUUACUAUCCCCAGGGCUGCAAUUAAUAAGAUGAUUAAAGAAACUCUGCCCAAUGUCAGGGUGGCUAAUGAUGCCCGGGAGCUGGUGGUGAACUGCUGCACCGAGUUUAUUCACCUUAUCUCCUCGGAAGCCAACGAGAUCUGCAACAAGUCCGAGAAAAAGACAAUCUCCCCCGAGCAUGUAAUACAGGCCUUGGAGAGUUUGGGCUUUGGCUCCUACAUCAGCGAGGUAAAAGAAGUCUUACAAGAAUGCAAAAAGGUGGCAUUAUCGAGACGAAAAGCGAGUUCUCGUCUAGAAAAUCUUGGAAUUCCAGAAGAAGAGCUUCUACGGCAACAGCAAGAAUUAUUUGCAAAAGCCAGACAGCAGCAAGCAGAACUAGCCCAACAAGAGUGGCUCCAAAUGCAGCAAGCGGCACAGCUUGCAGCUGCGUCUGCCAGUGCAUCCAACCAGGCAGGCUCCUCUCAGGAUGAGGAUGACGAUGAUAUUUAAACGUUGCCUGCUGUGUUUCUACUCGCCUUUACAAAUAUUUUUCGCAUGCACAAACCAUGAAGAAAUGCUUACUUGUACAUUUUUUUUUUUAUGCGUUAUGGUGGACUGAUUGGUAUUCUAGGGAUGUCUGCUAAGUCUCCGCUAUUGUAUGCUUUAUGUUGAUGUAUGUAAAUUGUCCUUUUGAACUGUCAACAAUUUAAGGUUCAGUAUCAUAAGUAGAAGAUUUUUAAUGGUCUUUAUGAAAAUUUUAUAUUAGCAAUGAGUCAUUUACUUGAUCAGUAAACAGUGUUAAACAAGACUACAACUUUAUUAAGUAUAGUGAGAUUUAUACAGAAGCUCUAAAACAUUUGCAUAUUCCAUUUUAACUAAGAUUAAAAAAAAAAGAAUAAAAAAAUAUAUAUCUUAGGGGCUUUUUUAAUUUUUGGGAAUUGGGCAAGGACAUUGAUCUGGCAGGCAAAUGAUCAAGUUCGAAAGAUGUCCGUAAAGCAUGUCUUAAAUGCUUACUUUUUUAGGGGAGGACUAAAACCAUUAUACAUUGUAAUACAGAUCAGGUGUUGGGUGUGCACAUCCACGUGUAAACAGAAUAAACUAAAUUAGGGUUUUGAAAAGAGGAAAAUGUAAAUUACCCUUUAAAUUUUCAUGAGUUGAGUACAUUUCUAGGAUAUCUAUUGGCUGUGGGUUUUUUUUGUUUGCUUUUUAAUAUAACUAAGAACUUGUUAAUAAAAUAUGUAUGUGAAAUCCACUCAGUUUUCAUGAGCGAUUCACAGAAUAAACAUUUUGAAAUUUUCUCAUAGGCCAAUGAUGUGGUUAAGAAAGCAGAUUACUUUAAAAUAUAUUUAACAUGGCACAGCAAUUAACGUGCAUUACUUAGGCAAUAACAAAAUGUGCCAGAAAUCCUGUAAUAUCUUCACUUUGGUUUGUGCGGGUACAUCCCAUUUACCGUGUAGAUUUGUGCAGGGAGUGACAACUUUUUUUUUUUUUUUUUUUUUUUUUUUUUUUUUUUAGGAAAAAUGAAAGCAUAUCGAGGUUAAUCCCUGCACAUUUUUCCAUAUAAACACUUUAACUAUCUUUAGUCAGGGUGAAAUAUUACUGGGGUAAAAAAUGUACACACUUUCUGUAAUUUCCAUGUUUUAAAGCGAUACCCCGGUUAAAUAAGGCUUUUAAAAUGUAUUAUUUUAUUAAAUUCCCAACAUUAUUAAUUGCCUGAAACCAUUUUGUACAUUUUAGCUUUCAUUUGUGAUCAAUUCAAAGUUUAGGGAAUAUUAAAAAAAAAAAAAAAGCCAAAAUACACAGAAGUUAGAGAGAAAUGUGAAUAUGGGUCGCUGUUGCUCACACAAUACCUUUGUGUUUAACUUUGUGAAUGAAAAGAAGCAAACUAUAAAUAUGUGAAGAUUUCACCAGAGGAGAAAAAGUUUCUGUUUACUUAACCCACUUAGGUGUAAAGUUUAAAUUUCUUACAGUCAUAGCCAAAAAAAUAAAUAAAAUGCUUGUGGAAAAAGUGUCAAACUAGAGUUCGUUCAGGUAAAAAAUAAUUCACAUGGUGCAUAGGUUAACUUGUCGGAACUAAGGGCCUUAUGUAAAUAUUGCACGCUUUACAUGUUUUUAGUUUCACUUUUAUACAGAUUUGUUUUCAUAUUUUGGCUCUUAAUUUUUUUUUUUUUAAUCUUUUUUUUUUUUUGGUCCAAUGCAUCAUUGUAAUAUGUAGAUGAUAACUGCAGGAUACUAUGAAAAUCUGCAACAUUGUGUCAUAUUAUCAAAUUAUUAUUAUUUUUUAACUCUACCAGGCGGGGAGACAUACAUACACAUAUAUCUAUAUAUCUUGUGUAUAUAAUCAGGCCAUGUGGACAACAAGGGUUUGUUCCCCAGUGUUUCUAAGGUGUUUUUUUUUAGACUUGUGCUGUAAAACCUUGUUCAUGACUUUUUAGUCCUCUGCGUAAGUUUAAAAUAUUGCUUAGAGACAAAUACUUUAGUGCAAUAUUUGUAUUCAAAUGAGGCAAGGAUUAAGUAGACUUUUUCCUAAGAGCAUAAUUUUCUUAGUUUAUGAGCUACCUAAGAAAUCUUUAUUUGAUAGGAUAUUGAAGUGAAAAAGGAACUGAUGGGUAUUGUUAGCGCUAAACACCCCAAUAAAUGUAUUUUUUUUUUUAUUCAUUUUCAGCGCUGGAAAAAGUUUCAGGCCAGCCCCCUGCUGGGAUGACUGCGAAAUUGCUGCAUUCAGUCUGAAUAGCUGUUAAAUGACAGGUCACUCUGAAAGUAGGCGUUUUUCAACCCUGCAAACGGGAUAUGCCCAAAAUCCAGUUCUUUUUUUAUGUCUUCUUCACCUACAGCUAGUUGCACUUUUACGGGGCAGUUGCUAAAAAAAAUGCUCUGUUGAUUUAGAGCAUUCAUUUUUUUUUAAUUUUAUCACUCUUUAAGACCUCAUUGAAUGAAUAUAUUUUAUAUUUAAGGAAAAAUGUGCAUAAUUGUAUAAUUUAGGUAAAAAGUGUCCUAAGAAUAUGUAUUACCAACCUUUGUUUACAUUCUUUGUAGGCAAAAAAUCCUGCUUAGUAACGUUUAUCUGAACUUCAAAUGUUUGCCUUUCUACGUAGCAUCUUUCCUUUUAAAAAGAAAAAUCUACAGAGGACGUAAAUGUUUUCACUAAAGUUGUAUUCUAAUGGUUUGAAAUAUCACUGCAUUAUAUGUUGCCUGGAACCCGGUGAUGUUUUCUUUUGAAAGGUUUUUUUUUUCUUUAAUUUUUUUUCAAUAUGCUGUAUUCUCCAAGCAAUAAAAUUUCUGUGUUUUUAUAAAAA
Molecule: messenger RNA, 3749 nt
Organism: Bombina bombina (fire-bellied toad)
Lineage: Eukaryota; Metazoa; Chordata; Amphibia; Anura; Bombinatoridae
Gene: DR1
Product: down-regulator of transcription 1
Exons: 3
Coding region: 445-963 (172 amino acids)
Biological process (GO): positive regulation of transcription by RNA polymerase II; chromatin remodeling; negative regulation of transcription by RNA polymerase II
Cellular component (GO): negative cofactor 2 complex
Molecular function (GO): general transcription initiation factor activity; core promoter sequence-specific DNA binding; TBP-class protein binding
Source: RefSeq, a predicted model, not a curated record